This is a messenger RNA of Colletotrichum phormii, 612 nucleotides long. RefSeq lists its product as uncharacterized. The transcript has a single exon. NCBI's taxonomy places the organism in Eukaryota, Fungi, Ascomycota, Sordariomycetes, Glomerellales, Glomerellaceae. The record is from RefSeq and is a predicted model, not a curated record. The coding region runs from base 196 to 564 and encodes 122 amino acids.
GCGGGGCUCUUCAUAAACAGCGGACUGUUCUCCGUAUCUGGAUAUCUUUUUCGUCAAAAUGUCUCACACUUCUCCUUCUCUAAGCCGAGCCCGGAUGAUGAAAGGAACAGGCAACGGCGGCUUUCAUCAGAAAAUAGCAACAACAUGACGACUGAGCUGAGCUGAGUGACCGAUGACCGAUGGGCUUAUGAUCCGAUGGACGUGCCUCUAUGUAACGCAACAAGGGGCGGAAGACGACACGAGACGAGACGAAAAAAGAUAUCCAGUCGUGUCAUGACAAGAGAUCCAACACCAAAGAAAGAGAGAGAGAGAGAGAGAGAAAGAGAAAGAGAGAGAGAGAGAGAGAGAGAAAAGGCCGUGGCUGGAAUCGAAUCCGCUGUCGUCCGCUCGCCCCACGUCUCGUGGUGUUGGUGUUGGCAAUUAGUCCCACCCAUCGUCGAAAGACGGCGAGAAAGGCAGUCGGGAUCUCGUCAUGGGUGUGCGGAUGCGCGAUUUGCCAGGAUGUUUUUGCGAGGAGGCUUGAACUGUUCAACUGAUGAACGAGGGCCCCCGUCGGAAGACUGACUGACUGAUGGAGGUACGAAGGAAGUCGUGUAGUGUAGGGGUGAAUAG